UUUUUUACUAAACUUGUUUUGUAAUGCAUGUUAACAGAGUUCCUGCUCAUGGUGUCUUCUCUCUGUUCUCAGUUUUUAUUGAUACUGAAAAAUGUUCAACUUCUGUUUUAACAAUAAAUCAUUUUAUUCCAACUCUAAAACAGAUAAAACAUCAGGAACUUCGUUUUUCAAAAGGAGGAAACAUGCCGACCCUGCUUGAGAAAAUAGAAAACUACGACGCACGUGCAGCUUCUGCACUGGGAGGACUUGUCUUGAGGAUUUUUCGGUUCAUUGAUCGCGCUUUCUUUGGUCUUCCAAGCAGAACCUUUGGACUCGGCAUCUGGGGUUUACGGUUCAUUGAUCACUCUCUCUUUUGUCUUCCAAGCAGAGCCUUUGGACGUGGCAUCGGUGGUUUACGGGUCAUUGAUCAAACUCUCCUUUGUGUUCCAAGCAGAACCUCCGAAUUUGUCACCUGGAUUGGUCACCAUGUCUGUCGUCCUCUACUCCUAAUCCCAGUUGUUAUCACCUGGAUUUUCCUUCGCAAGGAUGACGCUUUCGAUGAUCUUCAAAGCAAAUUCUUAGUCAUCUGGAUUUUAUGCGUCAUUAUUCGCUGUUCUCUUUCAAAGAAAUCCUCAGUGAAGUACAAGAUGGUGGUCGGUGGUCAAACCUUUGGAGCUCAUCUUCAGCUUUUGGACCUAAUUAAGACUUCAGGAUUAAAUCUGAUUGAGAUCAAUGAUGAAGAAAGAUGCAUCACUUUCCUUUUCUGUCCUGUUACAUCUCGGAUUGGAACAGACGCUGAAGCAGCCAUGAAGAAUGUCAAAGGUGAUGAUCCAGUCAUUGCUGUCUUGAUGCAUUACUCCCAAGAGCCCAGACAUGUUUCCUCCUCACAAAUUUUCUCUGGUUACCCUAAUGUCGUCUUGGAGGUCCAGGUUUUCUACCAUGACAGAAGGAACGGUUUGUUGAGGUGUGAACAAAAUGAAAAAGCUGUCAAUGAGUUAAAGGAAGAACUAAUGAAGCAUCACAGACUAUUAAGCUGAACAAUAAAGAUCAAAGCAGCUUUUGUACUAUCCUUUGAUCAAAUCUGAUGUGUUGUUAGCUUUGAUAUGCAGUUCAUUUUUGUAACAAGUUAUGUAGUAGUUAAAACAUGUUUUUUAACUGCAGAGACAGUUUUCACAUAAGAAAAACCCUAAAAUACAAGUUGAACAAUUGUUUUUUGUCUCUCUUUACAUUGUAUUAAUAAAUAAUGAGUUUUCUUUAACUUUUGUUGCAUAAUUGAAUUACAUUUAAAAAAAAAUGUGUGGGGAAUGUGUUGUUAUGGAGAGAAAAUAUUACAAGCCCUCUUAUAUUCUUUAAGUAAUGGAUUUCUAAUCUUCCUGAUCAUUAACAAUAAAAUCAAAUUUCAUAAAUGGU
Molecule: messenger RNA, 1389 nt
Organism: Oryzias melastigma (Indian medaka)
Lineage: Eukaryota; Metazoa; Chordata; Actinopteri; Beloniformes; Adrianichthyidae
Exons: 9
Coding region: 24-1016 (330 amino acids)
Source: RefSeq, a predicted model, not a curated record